Molecule: messenger RNA, 1434 nt
Organism: Protobothrops mucrosquamatus (brown spotted pit viper)
Lineage: Eukaryota; Metazoa; Chordata; Lepidosauria; Squamata; Viperidae
Gene: ANXA2
Product: annexin A2
Exons: 13
Coding region: 49-1068 (339 amino acids)
Cellular component (GO): cytoplasm
Molecular function (GO): calcium-dependent phospholipid binding; phospholipase inhibitor activity; calcium ion binding
Source: RefSeq, a predicted model, not a curated record
AGGCCGGCCGGCGCUCGGAGUCUGCAGCCCCGCCCGCUUCUUGUCAAGAUGUCGACUGUCCAUGAAAUCCUAAGCAAGCUCACCCUGGAGGGGGACCACUCCCUGCCCCCCAGCGCCUAUGCCACCGUCAAGGCUUAUGGGAACUUCGAUGCUGAUCGCGAUGCUCUCACCCUGGAAACUGCCAUCAAGACCAAAGGUGUGGAUGAAGUGACCAUUGUCAACCUUUUGACAAACCGCAGCAAUGAACAGCGGCAGGAUAUCGCUUUCGCCUACCAGCGGAGAACAAAGAAGGAACUGUCUGCUGCUUUGAAAUCUGCCCUCUCCGGCCACCUGGAAGUGGUCAUCCUGGGCCUCUUGAAGACGCCGGGACAGUAUGACGCCUCUGAGCUGAAGGCAGCCAUGAAGGGCCUGGGAACCGACGAAGACACACUCAUUGAGAUCAUCUGCUCACGGACAAACCAGGAACUGGCUGUCAUCAACAAAGUCUACAAGGAAAUGUAUAAAACUGAACUGGAAAAAGACAUCAUCUCUGACACCUCCGGGGAUUUCCGCAAACUGAUGGUUGCACUGGCCAAGGGCAGGAGAAACGAAGACUGUUCUGUGGUGGACUUUGAGCUCAUUGACCAAGAUGCUCGGGACCUCUACGAUGCCGGAGUGAAGCGGAAGGGCACCGAUGUUCCCAAGUGGAUCAACAUUAUGACCGAGAGGAGCAUCCCCCAUCUCCAGAAAGUGUUUGAAAGGUACAAGAGCUACAGUCCUUACGAUAUGUUGGAGAGCAUCAAGAAGGAGGUCAAGGGUGACCUUGAGAAUGCCUUCUAUAAUCUGGUCCAGUGCAUUCAAAACAAGCAGCUCUACUUUGCAGAUCGGCUGUAUGAGUCCAUGAAGGGCAAAGGCACCCGUGACAAGGUCUUAAUCCGAACCAUGGUUUCUCGCGCUGAAGUUGACAUGUUGAAAAUUAAGAGUGAAUUCAAGAGGAAAUACUCAAAGUCCCUCUAUUACUUUAUCCAGCAAGACACAAAGGGGGAUUACCAGCGGGCGCUCCUGAAUCUCUGCGGCGGAGAAGACUGAAGCCGGAGGGAGGGAGAAAUCCCCACCAACCACUCCAAGCUGGAAAUGUGCUCCCCCUGCCCCCCACCUCUGCUGCUUUUCCUUCUCUCCCCUGUUGCAGAAGUAGGAGCCCCCGGCUCACUCCGCUUCCGCCUGCUCUGUGUGCAACAACCGCCUCCUGGCUGCCCGUGUCUCUCGCCUUCUUCCCGCCGAGCUCCUGCCAGUAGCUAGUCCCAUGAGAGCCACAAGGCUGAAGCAGUUAACAUUCCUAAGAGAGGGAAGCGGGUGUGAUAAUGGGAUCCACCACGUGGUCCCAUCCCUGGUGGGGUCUGGUCAAAAGGACAAAUAAAGGAAAAAAAAAACCACGAGAUUUUUACUUUAAAGGAA